Molecule: messenger RNA, 3679 nt
Organism: Triticum dicoccoides
Lineage: Eukaryota; Viridiplantae; Streptophyta; Magnoliopsida; Poales; Poaceae
Exons: 2
Coding region: 1962-3113 (383 amino acids)
Source: RefSeq, a predicted model, not a curated record
GCACAUUUCAUAUAUAUAAUUUUGGCAUACAAAUAUACCAUUUGUUGAGUUCUGACAUUAAUUUUUGCUAUGAAAUACUGAAUAUUUGAAUGAUAAUCAUAUAAGAGCAUGUUGACUAGUGAAUUGUUUCUUUUGCAGAAAAGUGCGAGAAGGCACUAUAAACUUCAAGAUUCAGUCGAUUGCCAAACGCGAUGAGACUUGGGGCUGGAACGAGAGAACGAGGGACCCGAGCGAGAAGAAAAGAAGUAUCCAGGGGCAAGCUAAUGUUGGAGGAUCAUCUUGAGAAGAAAGGAAGCAGGAGGGCCAAAGUGAAAAAAUGGCAGAUCAGAGGAGGUCAAAAUCCCUAGACGCCCUGAUUCCCAAAUCGGGCCUGGCAUCUCCAUCUCCCUCACCCCACCUUCUCCACCACCGGCUGCCGCCGCAGCCAGGCCGGCGUGGGGCGCGCCACCGCUCCACCGCGCCUCCACCUUCACCGCGCCCUCCAUCCACCAGCACCUCCAUACACCACCAUCCAUCCACUCCAUCACCACCUCGCGCCGCUGCACCAUCCAUCAGCGCCACCCCUUCACCACCAUCACUUGCGCGCCCGACCAGACGAGGUGUCUGAUCCCCCGCGCGCCUCCAAUUGCUGCUGCUUCCCCCCUCGUCCCUACUGCUGCUACUCCACUUCCUCUGCUCCCCUUCUUCUUCUCUGAAUCUCGAUGCUGCUGCUCUUCUUCCCUUGCCUCACUGCUCUUGCUCCUCCUCUUGCGCCGAUCUGCUGCUCCUCUCCACGUCUCUGCUACUCCCUUUCCCUUCCUGCUGUUGCCCUCUUAUCCCCACUUCCUCUGCUUCUUUGCCUCUUUUCUGAACCAUAAAACUGCUGCUGCUUCUCUCCUCACGCCCCUGCUUCUUUCCCAACCUGUUGCUGCUCUUCCUCUCUCCAGCGCCCCUUUCUGCUUCUCCAGCGUCUCCUGCUGCUGCUCCCAACCCCCUGCUGCUAUCUCUCUCUACUUCCCUUGCUACUCUUCUUCUCUGAACCUACCUGCUGCUGCUGCUGCUGCUCUCUCUCUCUCUCUCUCUCAAAUUUCUGUAACUUUGAGAAGUUUAUUGUUCAGUACUUUGUAAUAUUCAGCAUUGAGAUGUUUUAUUACAUGUAAUAUUCAGAUUUGUUAAGUGUAAUAUCCUACUGUUUGGUUCAGUUUCGAAGUUCAAUAUCAAUGCUUGAUUAGUAUGUCCUUUGUGUUGACUAGUUGAUAUCUUGUCACUUUGAGAAAUAUUUGACCUGUUAUACUUUGUUUAGUGAAACAGUAUUCUUCAUAUGUCUUAGUAUUGUUUCUUCCCUUUGUUCAUGUAUGAUAGUUAUAUAUGUGUCCUUGUCAUAUUAUUCCCCUUUGUGUUAGUGUUUUAGAUUCUCAAGUGUGAUGAAAAUACCAAAAAGACAUCGAGUAAAAUCUGAUUCUCCCUUGUUGGUUAUCCGCAAUUUUGUUUGGUGACAAUCAUUGAUAGUUUAGGUUUACUCUCUGUUCUCAUCAUCUAAAUUCUGUCACCUACCUUUAGCCAGAGCAUAGUCACCGUCGUCUAGUCCCUGUGGAGAACACGACAUCUAUAGUUUGGGGCGUAAAAACCCCACUGUACCUACAAUUGAUCAAUUUUGGCGCCGUUGCCGGGGACUAGCGUCGAGUGACCGUGUUAGGCUAUAGACUAGAUUUACUUUAGUUCCUUGUUCAAUUCGUCGUGUAUUUCAUCUUCAGUGUUUUUCCUCUACUUUCCCCCAUUGUUGCUUCGGCUUAUUAGGAUACUAACCUUCUGACUAGUGUUUACUGUUUAUGAGUGUGUGUAGGGAAUCAUAAAUCUUUGCUGGUUGUUCUAUAGUUACACUUGGUUAAGAUAUGGCAUUGCGUCGUGAUCUUUGGAUGCCAAGUAGUCAAUGUUAUAUCACAGGACCGGUUUGGCCAACUAUUGAGGCAGAGAAUUUUUAGAUGAAGCCUGGUCUUAUUGCUUUGGUUCAACAACAACAGUUUGGAGGACUGCCCACUGAGGAUCCCUAUGAGCACUUAUACCGAGUCAUGGAGUAUUCAGGUACAGUCAAGUACCAUGGAGUUCCUCAAGAUGCUAUCAAGUGCAUGCUGUUCUCAUUCUCUCUCCGGGAUGAUGCUCGUGCUUGGUAUCGAUCCUUGCCAUCAAGAUCAUUCAGUUGGAACGAGAUAUCACAAGCUUUCUUGGAUAAAUAUUUCCCACUACACAAGCAGUCCGCAAUUCGAGAUGAGAUCCUCAGCUUCGUUCAGCGUGAAGGCGAGAGCUUGUAUGAUGCUUGGGAGAGAUACAAGGCUUUAUUCAGGAGAUGUCCUAACCACGGGCUCGAGAGAUGGUUAGAGCUGCAGAUAUUCUAUAGAGGAUUGACUUGGGACACUCGAGCUUACGUCGAUAUGGCAGCGGGCGGAGCUAUUACAAACAAGACACUUGAUGAUGCUUUUCUGCUGAUUGAGAGCAUAGCUUUCCACCAACUUCAGCGGUACAAUGAUAAGCCCACCUCUGAUUCAUUGGUUUGCUUGCAACAAAUCACUACACCUCAGCCGCCAAUUCUUACACAAAAUCCUGAACCUCUAUCUCAGUGUGACAAGAUUGAGCUUGCAUGGAUUAUCUUUGACGAUGAUGACACCAUUCUAGUUGACACACGCGCUACGGAUCACAUGGAUACUAGUGUUGGAGAUUCAGUUUUGCAUUGUGAUGAUUCUUCCAUGGAUGAGCCGGAGCUGCAGUUAGUUGCUUUUGAUAUUGAGGAGUCACCUUUAGUUGAUAUUGAUCAUGUGCUGCUAGAGCCAGAUAUGGAGAAGUUCGCCUUUGAUGAUGUUAGCCGCAUUGAUUCUUCAACACUUGAGCCUGAGAUGGAGAGCUUCAUGGUUGAUUAUGGUGAGGUGGAUUCAGAUGUCAAGGAGUCAAGCUCUAUUUCACUUGUUGACACGAAUCCGGUGGAAAUUUCUACUACCACACCUCACUUGGUAUCUUCAAUGGAGGUAGUCCUGAAGCUUCUUCCUAACUAUCUCAGGUUGAUGCUUGUGUACCAUUUACUGCGAGUUGACCGAGUUCGAGAUGACAUUCCCUGGGAUCCUGGUGGAUUCACGGCAUGGUGAUGAGGAGAAGCAAUGGGCACACGCGAAGAGGAGUGAAGCUGGAGCAGGCAUGGGGAUAGAGAAGCAAAAAGAGAAGAGCUGCAGUUUAGAGAGCGUUGAGCGAGUGCUACUUCCUAUAUAAACCCGGUGAGCUGUUUCAUGACCCGAAUCUUAAUAUAUCAUCCAUUGAUACAUGCUGAAAUCAUUUGAUAUUUGGGUUGCUUGAGCCAUUUCUUAAAUGUCGUCCCACUGAAUUUUACCUUUGACAUAUGAUGCUUGAUGUGAAUAUGUGAACUGAAUCGUGAAUGCCUUGUAAACUAGUGAUCUACAUACUGCUUGCUUUGCUGAAAUUAGUGAAAGUUAUUAGUUUUGAGUGCUCAAAUCCCUAGUACACUAGAAAACUUAAUCAUUUUCUGCUUUUACCUCGAUACACCUAGAUCAUUAAGUGUCAGAUGCUGAGUUUGUGCCUAAUGUGUUCCCAUUGAGAGCAAUCACCUAAGCACUAUGGAUUAGUAUGCUAUGUUCCCUGGAUCGGUAGCAUGUGAACCAGACAUGGAGAAGUGAUGAUUCCUAUUUUUGUGCUUAUG